AUGUCUACUUUGUGCACGCUUGGGUGCGCCGCCUUGACGGGAGAGUACAAGGUGCUCGCCAUCGCGAACGCAGCUAAGCAUGCGUGGCAGCAGAUAUGCCAGAUCAUCACCCUCAACGAUAAUGGCGGGGAGCAGCGCUGGAGGGAGACGGGGACCCCAGGGUACAGUUUGCUAGCGCCACUACCGCCAUGGACUUACAGCAGGGAAGUCGCUGUGGUCGAGGGGGUGGCCUACUUCCUGGUCAAGCCGGACCACACGCUCGACGUGCAGCAUGCCUGGAUCAUGGCGUUUGACCUUGGAGACGAGGUGUGGCAGCCGGAUGCGCUCCAAGGCCCGGAGUGCAAGCACAAUGUCGCCUUAGCCACACUCGAAGGCAAACUCGUUGUGUGCCAUGACAACCGCCAAACCUUCAUGGAGCUAUGGUUUCUUGUGGACCCUGACCAGGCUGACUGGUGUAUGCGGCACAAGAUUGUCAUGCCCUCUCUUAAGCUCUCGUCACCGGUGCCGACUUCUGGCAUGUAUUUCGGGAAGCCAUUAGCGGGGCUAGACGACCGAAUGAUUGUCAUGUGGAUGCGGGUGACACCAACAGGCUGCAGCAUCCCGCUGGACACGGUGCUGCGGUAUUACGACCCAAGAACCAGGGCUUUCACAGAUGGAAUGCAGGUAGCAAAGUGCAGCCAUGUUACUGUGCACACGUGGAGCAUAUUGUAUUCAGGAAGAGGAGGGAUCAGGAGAGCUGCAUUACAGAGCUAG
Molecule: messenger RNA, 753 nt
Organism: Triticum turgidum subsp. durum (durum wheat)
Lineage: Eukaryota; Viridiplantae; Streptophyta; Magnoliopsida; Poales; Poaceae
Source: the annotation of a GenBank genome assembly